Messenger RNA from Penaeus vannamei (Pacific white shrimp), 981 nucleotides. The record is from RefSeq and is a predicted model, not a curated record. Lineage: Eukaryota; Metazoa; Arthropoda; Malacostraca; Decapoda; Penaeidae.
CGCGUAGUUACACGAACGCUGCCGACGAAGCGAAAGGGAAGGCAAACGAGGGUCAGACGAGGAGAGAUAAAAUGGUUAUAACCUCUCCUACCUUAUUCGCUCGUGCUAGAGGAGGCGACAGGUUCUGGAAGAGGAGGAGGAUUCUUUCGCUCUCAGCUCACUACUUUGGGCGCAAGAAGAAUUGCUACUCAAUUGCAAUCAAGUAUGUGAAUAGAGCUCUUCGUUACUCUACAAUCGCUCGAAGGCAGAAGAAAUUAGACCUCAGAGCUCUUUGGAAGGCCCGUAUCACUGGAGGUUCUGAGGAGCUUGGCACCAGCUACAAUAGCAUGAAAUACACAUUGAAUGACAUUGGUAUUGGACUAGACCACAAGAUCUUACAAAACAUGGCUAUCUGGGAGCCAAGGACCUUCAGGGGUCUUGCACUGCUUACCAAAGCAAAGGAAACUGAGAAGGGCCUGAAUAGUCUGGAUGGACCUUCAGUAUCAGGUGUUGUGACACGGGGAAUGCUUUAAGAUGGAAGCUCUGGGUGUUGCAUAUGCACAAAGUCUUGCAUGCAUUGAUAUGUACAUUAGACGUUUUUUUUUCACAACUGUUUUAUCAUCUUAUUACUAUGCUUCUCUUAGGUAACUGAUGUAUAUGUAUAUGAAUUUAGAGUUUCUCUUGGAACUUCAAUAUAAAUGUGUAAUGAUACAGUGCCACAAUGUAUAGAAAAUGUUAGCAUCAAGUACUUCCAUGGGAGCUAGUCGAUAUGAAGAUCUCAUCAGAUUACUUGAAUCAAAGGCAAACUAUGGCUUUUUGUGUAAGUAUCUGUAAAAAAAUCUUUGCAGGAAUGGGGAUUCUAUAGAAACCUUACAUUUUUUAAAUGGUCAAUAUUUGGCUGAUUAUGAUUUUUUUGUAGAUUAUUAUCAUGUAUAUAGUUGUAUUCUUUUGUAAGUAAAUGAUACAUAUUUGAUUUCUUCAAAUAAACCUUUCCUUUUUCUU